Messenger RNA from Klebsormidium nitens, 2192 nucleotides. NCBI's taxonomy places the organism in Eukaryota, Viridiplantae, Streptophyta, Klebsormidiophyceae, Klebsormidiales, Klebsormidiaceae. The record is from the annotation of a GenBank genome assembly.
CAGGGACCGCCAAAGGUUUGAAUGGCAGGCUGCAGCUUUUCUAGUGUGUGCUCAUGUAGCGAACCAAGCGCGCUAGCAAAAGGCUUAAAUUACUAGGCUCACCCUUCAAUAUUACAGAUUCAAGUCAAUUAACUUUCAUUCUAAACACUGUAAGAGAGAGCUCGAGCGACGGCAUAUGCCCCGCAUGUGCUUUUGAAGCGAGCUGACGUUCUACAUUGAAUACAGCAACUUUAUCAGUUCGUUCUAGCUGCUAGGGGUAGCAGGCUGCUGAGCUCUAGUUUUGCAAAGAUUGGAAGAUGGGGUGUGUACGUGCAAUAUCCUUCCGCGUUCGCUUGUCGCUCCUGCUAGCUGCCCAGUGUGCCGCAUUUGUGCUUCUGUUUGCUUCAGUGGCAUUGGCCCAGACCACUUCACUGAGCCAGCUGGAACAGCAACUAGAGGGGGCACCAAACUACAGCAAGUUCUUGCAAGUGCUGCGGACCGAUGACGUCGUGUCGAGUGUCCUAGGGCCAGGGGGAUCGCUGGACAACAAGACGAUUUUUGCUUUUGACAAUGCGGCCGACACGCCUCGCUGGGAUUACAACCUGACGCUUGUUCAGUGCGGGCUGAAUGACCCCACACACGGUGCAUUGAGAGCCGUCCUUGCGUUCAAUAUCAUCGAGGGGAAGUACACGUUUGCCCAACUCCAAGCUCUGACAAAGGGGCAAACAUUUUUUGCGCCCACAGCGGGGUAUGUUCGUAUCAUCGACAGCGCCUCGUUGGGCGAGAUCGUCGACCCUGAUCUAGUUGACGAUCCGACGCUUUCCGUCCACGGAGUCAACAGCAUCGAUUACUUCAGGUACCCCGCCGCGCCGGACGGCUUAGUCAUUACCUGCACUUCCCAGGCCAAUCCUUGCUACGGCUACCCGGCGAAUCCGUGCGUCAGCCAGGACCGGAAUGCGUUGUGCCAGAACCCCGAGUUUGGCGUGGCGGUUUGCGUCUGUAGCCCCGGGUUCACGGGGACGCCCUGUGUUCCGGUCUCCGGCCCAGUCUCACCCCCUACGGGCGACCAAGGCGUCUGCGGAACGGGUGCUGCGGCCGCCUUCCCGACGCGCUGUCAUUUCAACAACGACCCUCAGGGGCGUUACGUCUGUUGCGACCAGUCCGGCUGUAACGGCUUUAACCCGCCCGAUAACCUGUUUCCCCACUGCGCUAACAACGGAUACGUGCCCCCCGGUUAUGGCAUCUCUUCGUCGGGGGGGCCGCCGCCGAGCCCGAGUCCACCCCCCAGCGGGAACCAAGGCGUCUGCGGAACGGGCGCCGCGGCCGCCUUCCCGACGCGGUGUUACUUCAACAGCGACCCCCAGGGGCGUUACGUCUGCUGCGACCAACUGGGCUGCGACGGCUUUAACCCGCCCGAUAACCUCUUUCCUCACUGCGCUAACAAGGGAUACGUGCCCCCCGGUUAUGGCGUUUCCGGCGGUACCCCGGUGCCUAACCCCGGCCCACCAACCGCUACCGGCGAUCAAGGCGUUUGUGGAAUUGGAGCUGCAAGCGUCUUCCCCGUGCGGUGCUGGUAUAACAACGACCCCCAGGGGCGCUACGUGUGCUGCAAUAACCAGGGGUGCGACGGUUUCAACCCUCCCGACUACGUUCUCCCCCACUGCAAGAACAACGGGUAUGUGCCUCCCGGAAUCUGAGGACAAAAUGUUCAGAACAGCUCGAUUAUUGAGAUGACCGGAAAGAAGGGGAUUCUCAGUCUUGAGUCUCCGGUAGCAAGCGGCUUCUUAAUCAAGUAAACUCGGCUUACUGCACGUAGGCUUCUUGUGUGUGUAGAGUAUUUACCUGACCAGCAGGUUGAAAGAAUCUUCAGGUCGGAAGUCGUCACAGUCUCACUUGCGGGCCACCGUCCCAACCAGAGAGCGUUUUGGUUAACAGCUAAACCUCUAACGAAAUAAAUCUGUUAUACUUGUAGUAUAGAUUUGAGACGGUGUACCUAUAUAGAGAUUGAAGCCGUAUAGGCGGCCGCCUACUAAUCUGGCACCAUGAUUCUUACAAACGGGUGUCAAGGAGAACUCUGUACGUUAUAGACUAUUGGCCCUUGUGUGCGUUCCACCCGGCCUGCUAUGCAGUACUGAAAACAGCUUGACAGGCCCAUCGUUACGGCAUGCCAAACUAGCAGGUGGUUUCAAGAAAACCUCGGGCCCUGGUCCUGG